AUGACAGGCGAGCUUGAAGAACAGUUCACAAAGAUUACAGGUUUAUCUGCAUCUCAUGUGGGAUUUGUUGCACAAUCUCACAACUCAAAAAGCGAAGUGAUGCUAGCUGCAACCAGUAGCAAUAUACCUGUUAUGAGAAUGAUUACACCUCACAACCAAACACUUCACUUUGCAAUCAGAAAGGUAUCCGAAAAAAAGUUUCAUUCAAUAUUAGGUUUCCAUGCUAAUGACUCCACUACUACCAAAUCUACACGUGAAGACUUUAACGAGGAGAAUUUCCUGAAUGGCGGAGUUGAGUUUUCUCAUUUCUAUGUUGCUAAUGAAGAUAAUGAUGGAGGUAUUUUAAAUCAACAAAAUGACUGGAAUACAAUAUACGACCAGACCUAG
Debaryomyces fabryi is the source of this 387-nucleotide messenger RNA. RefSeq lists its product as uncharacterized. Bases 1 to 387 code for a protein of 128 amino acids. The record is from RefSeq and is a predicted model, not a curated record. Lineage: Eukaryota; Fungi; Ascomycota; Pichiomycetes; Serinales; Debaryomycetaceae. The transcript has a single exon.